This is a messenger RNA of Cladocopium goreaui, 4869 nucleotides long. NCBI's taxonomy places the organism in Eukaryota, Dinophyceae, Suessiales, Symbiodiniaceae. The record is from the annotation of a GenBank genome assembly.
AUGGGUUCUAGCGACUCCAGCGACAGCGACACUGCACGUUCCAGCAGCUCUGAGUCUGGUGGAGAGGAGGACUUGGAUCUAGAAUCAGGUUGCUGCCACGAGGACCAUGUCAUCCCGAAGUUCAUCCAGGACCACCUGGAGGAAGCUGGCUCUCUUUUCUUGCAGUCAUCUGGACUUGAUAAGUGGUUCGAAGGCUGGGGUGAUGACAAGUUUGGCUACGUCUCAGACUGUAGUGGGGCAGAUGUGCCGUUCAUGGCUCUGCAACUUCUGUUCCGGGCUGCUGGCAAGGGGGAUUGCCUGGAGCAUUUGUUCAACACGACGGUGCUCAAGCAGGACAACGGCCCCUUGAUUGACCAAGUAGCUGUCUUAGAGAACGUGCUAGGCUUUCUUUCCGUCUUGGACAAAGUCUUCAAAUUCAUCGAGCGCAAUUGCCCAGGGAAGGACUUGCUGCUUCCUGAAGAUCAUCCGGCAGUUUCCCGGGACAUGCGCAAGCGUCGCAGCCGAAGGUGCAAGAUGAAGCAGCCAGCCAAGACCGCAAAGUGGAUCAAACGCCAUCGCUGUUGGGCAAAAGACAAUCAGGUCAACGUGAGAAAGGCCAACAAGCAGAGACUUUUUCAAAAAAGGUACAAAGCUGCAGCAGCACAGGUUGGUACCUACAGAGAAGCAGAGGCCUUGAAUUUGCUGGCAGCGCAUCACCAGAACCUGAGCAUUGUGAACACCUCCCAAAGCAUCGGCCAUAUGCAAGUGAUAGAGAGCGACACUGUGCUACAUUCCAUGGGAGGCAACGCAAUGUCUCUGCGGGCAGUGCUCCCGUGCAUCGUUGAUAUCCACUAUGUCAUGAAGCUUGGGCACGAUGUCUUGGAGUGGGAAAGCAUCGUCUUGGCCGCUGCCGGCACACAUUUCAGGGGCGGGAUGGCAGAUCCUUUGGUGGUCGUGGCGGCAAUGCGGUCGCUUGAUCGGGCCUAUGCAAUUGCACAAGCCAAGAACCGAUGGGAUCUUCUCUGUCGUGACAUCUGCGCUGAACUCCCAGAUGGACCUGCAGACACCGCAGGAUGUUUGCAGGUACGUGACUGGUGUCGGCUCAUGCCGGUGGGAGCUACUUUGUCGAACUGCUACAAAGCUCGUAAGGGUGAUCGUGAUGGGCCAGAGUCGGAACACUGGGCUGUCCCACAAAGUUUUACUUUCAUGGCGCGGGAAGGGAUGCCCGGGAAUGGUCAUGGCCUAGACUUGGAUGAACGAGUCCCCCGCCGGCUGAGAAGAGAGGGUUGCACCCGAGACGUCUUUUGCAUGGUCAAGCAGACCAUGUCAGAUGAUCACCUGGCUCAACCUCCUUUACUUGUUUACCCACAAGCGUUCUUGGAUGCCACCCAGGCCUUUUUCAACCGGAUCAAUUCCACCCAAAUGCUGGUGACUGGAAGUGUGGAUGAGGAUCGUUCUCAGGAACUUCUUGAGCUGGCGGAGAACAUCUCAAAGGACUUUCCCGCCAUGAGCAGGGGUGUGGCAUACUUGAGGUCUUUGGCCACUGGAGGCAUCCAUCGGAAACCAUGUGGACCCUUGAAGUUUAUCGAAUCAGGACCUGCAGCCUUUUCUGGCCUGGGUGAUUUGCAGUUGGGGCAACGUCCCCCACCACCAAAGCCAUACAAGCUUAAGGUCAUAGAGAAAGAGAAUUUUGGCGCCUGGAUCAACAAGACAGACCCUGUCUUCACCACCUUGCUCGGAGAUGGAUCUGAUGGAGAUGGUCGUGCUGUCUUGGGGACCAUUCCCAACUCCAGUCUUGCAGAGUUCUACCUGCCCUUCAUAGCUUUCAACUUGGGCGCAUCUUCGAAAUCUGGAGUGCAGUAUACCACCAGUGAGAAGCAGGCCCCAAGCCCGAUCGAUCUCCUGGCUUCAAUGAAGCAGGCAGUCUCCGUCGAGAAACGCCUUGCGAAGGCAGGUGUGAGUAAGGCAUUGCGGGACAUGCUGAGCCGUUGUGUCGGCGAGUUCAACAAAAUGGUGACCAAAAAGUCCCACAAGAUUGACUCAUCGAUGAAGGGUCUGAUCAUGAAUUUGAUUUCGCGCGACGUGUUGGCCCAGAUGCUUCCACGAAAGCAAAGGAGUUUGGAUCCUGACCUGUGCACCAUUUUGCGUGCCGCACAAGACUUCGAGUGGGACCGGCUUCCAUUCGUGCUGGAGGACAUGCACAAGAAGGCCUGGGAUCAGGUCGCCGAGUACGUCCAAUCAAACUUGGAAUUCUUCCAAGGGCGUGCGCUUGAGGAAUGCCGAUCACCGGAAGAUCACUCCGUGAUCCUCUGGACGAAUUUGACCACAAUCGGGGUGAUGUCGGCAUCGCGGUACGACUGGACUUUGUGUGCCCUGACAAACCUCCUGUCUGCUUACAAACGGAAAGCUGAGAAGAAGGAAAAGGUUGAGAAGGACGAGAAGGAUGAGGAUGACACGGCAGCAAAGGAUGAGAACUCUGAUGGCGAUUCGUCGAAUGCUGAGGACUUGGAUGACCCUGAGGAGGCUGACAUCCGAGACAUGCAACACAAGCUGGUGAAAGCUCUUUCCGCAAAGAGCCGGAGCUUGAUUGUCAAAGAUCUCACUUGGGUGUUUGACAAGGCUCGGUCUGGCACUCCACAUCUUGGACGGGCAUUCACAGAUGCCCAGGAGUUGCGCCAGGUGGCCGGUGGAUGUGACUUUGUUCGGAAAACGUUGAGUGCAUUUGUGCCUGACACGGUGGGUACGGUCUUGCUUUGUGAUUUGCACUGCUACGACUGUUGGCCGGCUUUGGCAGCCCUUGAGAUCACAGAUGGCCGGCGUGUCCUUUGCGCCAACAUUGUCCUUGACAGACAGCACGAGGACCUGAUCCAGCGUGUGUCAAACCGGGUGUACGAAGAUGCCAGGACAGGGGAUCUGAAACUAUGUGGUUUCCCUGACUACACGCCAGUGCUCACGGCUUUGCAGAAUGUUGCCCCACAAGACACUGGGAAACAGUAUCAGGUCACCGUGAAGAAGCAUGACAGGUUGGUUAUCUUGCAAGCUUUGGCUUCGAAGUGGCUGGAAACCGAGUUCAAGGAUGAGGUCACAACUGCAAUCGAAUCUCACAACGCCAAGUACAACAAAGAUGGUGAGUACUGGGUGGAAUCGACAGAGAGCAGGCCAGCUGAAGAAGACGAUGCCAGGAACCCUGCCAAACGGAUUCGCUUGGACACGGAGGAAAUCAAGCAGGAUGCCGGGGAGAUCCUGGAGGAUCCGCUCGGACGCUGGUUCAGCUUUUGCGCGACCCCCAGCACCGUGGUGAUUCUGGAAAAGAAGGGCUUGCCAGAACACAUUUCAGGGUUACCUUGUGUGGACACCCCAAGCUACCUUUCCACAGUCAUGCGUGAGCUCCAGGACAGUGGCGAGGUGAAGUUGGCCGUGACCCACCACAACAUCUCCUCCGAUGAGCCGCUCCAGUUGGAAUGCGACAAGCCUCUGGCGUUCUUGAUGGACCCACCCAAAUCACCAGACCAGGGAGAGGGGAAACCACCAAAGAAGAAACAGAGGAAGUCUGGAUCUACCCGAACUUUGACCUCUAAGAGCUUUGGUUCGGUUCUUGAUGUUGGCAAAUUGAAGAAAGCCAAACGGUUGGUGAUCGGUUGGCGUGUCAGGCUGGAUACCAACAGCUCUGCGGGAUUGAAGACCAUCGUCCCGAUCCGACCAGCCUUUGACCUAGACAAGCUCUUGUCAGAGAACAAGCGCUCCGCAGCACCGACCCGUGCGCCAUCAUCAGGGAUGGCUGCCAGCCGUGGGAUGGCCGCCAGCAGUGGGAGUGCUGGCACAGGUGCAUCCAUGCACAUCGUGCCAGCCAGAUUCCAGUCCUCCGAUGAAUCCUCGCCGCACGGAGAAAAGAACAAAGACACCAAGGACAGCAAAUCCAAGACCAAGGACAAAAAAGACAGCAAGAAGAAAUCAGACAAAGAAAAGAAGUUGAAAAAGAAAGGCCGUAAAGAAGAGGAAGAAGAUGAUGAACCAGACCAAGAGCAUACUCAUGCUGAAGAGCCAUUGCCGUUUCAGUACAUGAUUGAAGGCGUUGAGUCCUACCACACUUACAGGUACAUGGAAGCUUCUCUGCCCCAGCCGGAUGCAUACGAGACUCUACCGGAGGUGUUCAUUGAGAACCAAGAGGGCCUCUCUCCUUCACCGCAGAAGCUGGCGGCCCUUGAGGACUUGCGCCCACCACUCCACCGCAGCUAUGCCAUGGAGAAUCUAGAUGCUGUCGAGAACACCGAGAACCAGGACAUGGACGGGCCAUUGGCCGCAGAGGGUGGUGAUGACAUGCAUGACAUGGAUGACAUGGUGUUUGAACCAGAACAGGACACAGAACUUAGAGGCAUUGAUGACACGACUGACUCUUUGGACACAAUGCCAAGCGCCAAAGAUUCAGUCACCGGUGACAUGCAUGAGCCUUUGACCGGAACACCCAGUGCAGAUGACACCCAAUACUAUGGAAUGCCCACAACCCCGCCAGCAGAGACAGAACCCAUGACGCCAAAGCCAAAAAACUCUGCGAAGCCAAAGCGCACUCGCGCAGCCCGCAAGACAUGCGACAAGCCCCGCGCCAAAGCCAAGCAAGCCCCAAAGGCCAAAGCCAAGUCCCACGCCCGCGGCACCGUGGAUACCAAACCCAAAGGAAAAGCCAAGCAAGCAGCCAAGCCGAAAGCAGCAGCAAAAGCAACGUCGCGCAAGCCAAAGGAUGAGGUAUACUCCACCAUCCACAAGGCUGCCAAAGUUGCAAAGAACUCUCCGAAGACAGCCAAGCGGAUGGCGGACCAUGCCAGGUGGGUUCGAAAGGAAGGUCAUUCUGAUCACCCGGCCGUGAAGCGAUUGCUCAGCUUUUCGGGUGCUUGA